AUGGGUGGCAACAUGGGGCAGCUUGGCAUUCAGACCUGUGAGUCCCUGGCCAAGGAUAAACCCUUUGACCCCGUGGAACCACCCAAGAGACCCACAAGCAACCUCAUCAUGCAUAGCAUGGCCAUGCUGGGCCGGGAGUUCUGCUACGCGGUGGAGGCGGCCUACGUGACCCCAGUCCUGCUCAGCGUGGGGCUGCCCAAGAGUUUGUACAGUAUGGUGUGGCUGCUCAGCCCCGUCCUGGGCUUCCUGCUGCAGCCUGUGGUGGGAUUAGCCAGCGACCACUGCCAGGCCAGCUGGGGCCGUCGGAGACCUUACAUCCUCACUCUGGGCGUCAUGAUGCUCUUGGGCAUGGCUCUCUACCUCAACGGGGACGCCGUGGUGACAGCUUUGAUUGCUGAUCCAAGAAGGAAGCGGAUUUGGGCUAUAACUAUCACCAUGAUAGGUGUAGUUGUCUUUGAUUUUGCUGCUGACUUCGUUGAUGGGCCCAUUAAAGCCUACUUAUUUGAUGUCUGCUCCCAGGAGGAUAAGGAGAGGGGCCUCCACUACCAUGCCCUCUUCACAGGUUUUGGAGGUGCCCUGGGUUACCUUUUGGGUGGCAUCGACUGGGCUCACCUGGAGACAGAAAGAGCACUGGGCACAGAAUUCCAGGUCAUGUUCUUAUUCUCCGCCUUGGUGCUCACUCUGUGUUUUAUUAUUCAUCUCUGCAGUAUCCCUGAAGCCCCACUUAGAGAUGUCACAAAGGACAUAUCCCCACAGCAAGCCCCCCAGGACUUUGCAUUGUCAUCAGACAAAAUGUACCAGUAUGGGUCUAUUGAGAAAGUCAAAUUUGGUUCUGUAAACCCAGAACUGGCAUUGCAGGGAGAAAAAAACAAAAAUUCUGCUGGACAGUCUAGGAAAGCGAUGACCAUGAAGUCACUGCUGAGGACGUUGGUGAACAUGCCUCCCCACUACCGCUGCCUUUGCAUCAGCCACUUCAUUGGAUGGACCGCCUUCCUGUCUAACAUGCUCUUCUUCACAGAUUUCAUGGGCCAGAUUGUGUACCAUGGGGAUCCCUACAGUGCACACAACUCCACAGAGUUUCUCAUCUACGAAAGAGGGGUUGAGGUUGGAUGUUGGGGCUUGUGCAUCAAUGCCAUGUUUUCCUCGCUUUAUUCUUACCUUCAGAGACCUUUGGGACCCUACUUAGGGUUAAAGGGUCUUUACUUCCUGGGGUAUUUUCUAUUUGGCCUGGGGACGGGAUUGAUUGGACUUUUCCCUAACGUCUACUCCACCCUGACUAUGUGUACCUUGUUUGGUGUGAUGUCCAGCACUCUGUACACUGUGCCCUUCAGCCUCAUUGCCAAGUACCACCGUGAGGAGCAGGACGAGAAGAGACAGCAGGCCCCAGGAUGGAGCCUGGACAGCGAUGGGAGAGGGCAGGGCCUGGAUUGUGCUGUCCUCACCUGCAUGGUGCAGCUGGCUCAGAUCCUGGUCGGAGGUGGCCUGGGCUUCCUGGUCAACAAGGCUGGGAGCGUCAUCGUGGUGAUCACGGCCUCUGCAGUGUCGCUGAUCGGCUGCUGUUUUGUGGCUCUCUUUGUUAGAUACGUGGACUAGGUCAAUAAACAUUGUCCCUACCCUCAGA
Molecule: messenger RNA, 1621 nt
Organism: Neogale vison (American mink)
Lineage: Eukaryota; Metazoa; Chordata; Mammalia; Carnivora; Mustelidae
Gene: SLC45A2
Product: solute carrier family 45 member 2
Exons: 7
Coding region: 1-1593 (530 amino acids)
Biological process (GO): transmembrane transport
Cellular component (GO): membrane
Molecular function (GO): sucrose:proton symporter activity
Source: RefSeq, a predicted model, not a curated record